CGUCGCCGUGAAAUCCGUUCGAAUCGAGACCUGCGCGUGCGCCGUACUCUUGCGGUUAUUACUGUAUUAAGUGUUGUUUGUUUUCGCCGGCGGCGGCGGCGGCGGCGGGUACGCGUGGCAAUAUCGCGAUCUCGACGGAGCGGUCCGGUCGUCGUUUCGCCGUACCUUACACGAGGAGAUUUAAGUGCGUCGGGCGCACGGGCAAAAGAUUAAAACCGUAAAAAAGGCUGGACACCGUCCGCGUACAGGUGGCGCCGCGAACCGUCUCGUGCACCGGUCUACGGCGACGAUCGGUUAUCGUCGCGUCGAUUGCGCGCGUGGCGUGGCGAUAACGCGCGCCCGAGUGAUAGCGGUGUUCCGGGGCCCGGCGGAAGACGGACGCACGAAGCCACCGCCCGGCAGCAACGGAUGAUAAAAAUAAUCUAUUGGUCGCCAAAAAAAAAAAAAAAACCGUUUGAUUACGGUCGGACAGCGAUGAUAAUCCUUAAAGGAUCGCGGUCAUUAUGAUCUCGGCGAUGACGACGACGACGCCGGAGCAGUCAACGUCGUCGUAGCAACACGCACGCACGCACGCACGCACGCGCUUACGCACUACGACUACGUAUAGGUAGUGUUUAGAGGUACGCGCCGCGUUCACAUCCUUCGCGCGGAUUCGCUCGACAUGACGUGCCGCCACGGACGCCACUGUUGCUGCCGCCGUCACCGCCACUGCUGUCGGUCUCCUUGAUGAAAAACGCGAUCGGCCGCAGCGUUGUACAGCCGCCGACGACGACGACAAAUGGAGGCUGUGGUCCAAUUCGAUUACGCGGCUCGGGAACCCGACGAGUUGACGCUGAAGAAAGGAGACGUCAUCACUGAUGUCAAACCGAUGCUCGAUGGAUGGAUGGAAGGGUACAAAGACGGCAAGAAAGGAAUGUUCCCCGACAACUAUGUUAAGAUAGUACAUACGUCUACCAAUGUUGUUCUAAGAAGAAAAAAUGCUAGAAAAUGUAAAGUGUUGUUCAGUUACAAACCGGCAAACAGAGAUGAGUUGGAGUUGAAUAUUGAUGAUGUCAUUGAAGUACUUGGUGAAGUCGAAGAAGGUUGGUGGAAAGGAGAGCUUAGGAAUGAAAUCGGAGUAUUUCCAUCUAAUUAUGUCACUGAAAUUUCGGAUACUAAAAGUAUCAGUAGAAGUGAUUCCAAAACUUCCACUGGAUCUCUUAAAAAAGAAGAUACCACUAAAAAAGAAAAAUUGAUUGUGGAACCAGUAAAAACUCUAGAUAAUACAGAACCUAAUGCUCCAGUACUGCCUCCAAAACCAGCAAAAGAUGUUUGUGUUGCACUGUUCCCAUAUGAAGCUGUCAAUAGUGAUGAAUUAACAUUAGUCGAGGGUGAUAUAAUAACAAUUUUAUCUCGAGAAGUAGAUGAUAAAGGUUGGUGGAGAGGAGAACUUAAAGGAAAAAUUGGUGUAUUUCCUGACAAUUUUGUUCAAGUAAUGAAUCAAGACGAGUUGGCAAAUAAAACUGAAAAAUGUGCGAGUAGUCCACGUAGCAGCACAACGGCUUCUCUUCGAAAAGUUUUUCAGAACCAAACGGAAAAUAAAUCUCUGGGACCAAUUGUGAGCAAAAAACCAGCUCUGCCACCACCACCACCCACAACUAAAAAACCACCAACAGCUAAAAGUUCUUCUACAUCUUCCAUAGGAAAAACCAUUAGUGGUAUUAAAUCAAUGUUAAGUUCGGAACAAAAUUCUGCAGACAAGAUUAAACAUAUAACAUCUGAAGGCAGUGAAUCUAAAAAUUAUGGUUCUAUAGCUGUAAAACGUUCAGAAUCCGUGGGCUCCAUGAAGAAAACAUCAGAUUCACCAGAUGGAUCAUGUAUGAGUAGAUCAACUUAUCAUGUAUCACCAUCAUCUUUUCCAGAAUCAUCUCCAUCUUCAUUAGUAUUUACAAAUCACGAUAAUCAUACACCUGAACCCAAGAGUCCUGAUUUCGAUCAAAUAGAAAGAUCUGCUAUGCUAAGUCAUCCAACCGCAUCUCGUGCUAAGGCGCCUAGAAGAAGACCACCAUCUGCAGCGUUCAAUGUGGUCAGUGAAAGUGAUCCUGCUUUGGAACAUCCACCAACAAAUGGAAUACCAGGUGUGGAAAAAGAAAAAGCCCCGUGGGUUCUAGAGUUGAAAAUGAAUCAAGCUAAGAAGUCUUCAACUGCUAAUUCAGUUACUGGAGGAGGUAGAACAAGAGUAAUGAUUAGCCCGUCUACAACUACCAUUACAUCAGAAAGUUCAGAAACCACUACUGUUACAUCUCGGUCUGGAUUGACUUCAGUAGGUGUUGGUGGUGUGGUUUUUAAGCCUGCUGGUUAUGUACCUCCACUUACUACACCUGAACCGGUUACAGUCAGUACACCAACCAGUCCUGUUGCUCCUGUAUCUGCUGAUUUUAGUCCGUCCACACCAUCUGUGGAGAGAAGUUUGAUUGCUGUACUAAAUGAAAAGGUGAAACAAUUGGAGUCUACUGUCCAAUCACAAAAUAGUUUACUUGAUAAAUUGUCAACUAAAUUAGAUAUAGAGACAGAAAAACGAAUAGAGAUGGAAAAAGAAAUAAAAAAAAUCAUGGAACUUGUAACAAGAGUAUGAGGUGGAUAAAAGUAUUUCCAUAAAAAUUAAUUAAAAAUAUUCAUUCAAUUUUCAUAUAUUACAUACAUUCAAUCAACUAGUGGUAAUACUAAUUCAUUCCAAAAAUAUAGACCAAAACAAUCCCAUU
Molecule: messenger RNA, 2741 nt
Organism: Sipha flava (yellow sugarcane aphid)
Lineage: Eukaryota; Metazoa; Arthropoda; Insecta; Hemiptera; Aphididae
Gene: cindr
Product: SH3 domain-containing kinase-binding protein 1
Exons: 12
Coding region: 779-2614 (611 amino acids)
Molecular function (GO): protein binding
Source: RefSeq, a predicted model, not a curated record